Molecule: messenger RNA, 2594 nt
Organism: Heteronotia binoei (common prickly gecko)
Lineage: Eukaryota; Metazoa; Chordata; Lepidosauria; Squamata; Gekkonidae
Gene: TMEM161B
Product: transmembrane protein 161B
Exons: 12
Coding region: 219-1682 (487 amino acids)
Source: RefSeq, a predicted model, not a curated record
CUCUGCAGGCUCAGGAGGCGUGAGCCCGGGCAGUAGAAAUUGGUGCUGUUUGGGGAGAGAAAUUCUGAGCUUCCUGGAGUGGUUUUCCCCCUCUCACAAGCCCCUUGCCCCCCAAACUUCCUGUGCGGCUUGGCUCGCGCGGGAAAGAUUUAUGUGUUGGGUGUGGGGAGAGUCCGCGAGGAGGAGGCGGCGGUGGUGGAAGCGGCGGUUGGUGCAGUAUGGGUGUGAUAGGUGUGCAGCUGGUGGUUACCAUGGUGAUGGCUAGUAUUAUACAGAAGAUCAUACCUCACUACUCUCUUGCGCAGUGGCUUCUCUGUAGUGGCAGUUUGCGAUGGUAUCAGCAUCCCACGGAAGAAGAAUUACGCAUUCUUGCAGGGAAGCAACAAAAGGGCAAAGGCAAGAAAGACAGGAAAUAUAAUGGUCACAUUGAAAACAAACCACUAACCAUUCCUAAGGACAUUGAUCUUCAUUUGAAAACCAAAUCUGUUACUGAAAUAGACACUUUAGCAUUGCAUUACUUUCCUGAAUAUCAGUGGUUGGUGGACUUCACAGUUGCAGCUACUAUAGUGUAUUUGGUAACUGAGGCCUACUACAGCUGGAUGAAGCCCUUACAAGAAAUGAAUAUUAGCACUGUCUGGUGCCUGCUUGUUCUGGCUUUCGCAAUCAAAAUAUUGUUCUCAUUGACCUCACACUACUUCAGAGUAGAAGAUGCAGGAGAAAGAUCACUCUGUGUAACAUUCGGCUUCUUUUUCUUUGUUAAAGCAAUGGCAAUUUUAAUAGUAACAGAAAACUAUUUAGAAUUUGGACUUGAAUCAGGCUUCUCAAAUUUUUCAGAAAGUGCUGUGCAAUUUUUUGAGAAACAAGGAUUAGAAUCAAGGGGGCCUGUUUCUAAAUUAACAUUCAAGCUCUUCCUGGCUGUCCUUUGUUCUCUUAUUGGUGCUUUUUUGACAUUCCCUGGAUUGCGACUGGCUCAGAUGCAUCUGGAUGCCUUGAGUUUAGCAUCAGAAAAAAUCACUCAAACUUUGCUGCACAUAAACUUCUUAUCGCCCCUGCUUAUGAUCUUAUUGUGGGUUAAACCUAUUACGAAGGACUAUAUAAUGAAUCCACCAUUGGGAAAAGAAACUGUGCCUUUAAUGUCAGAAGCUACAUUUGAUACUCUAAGGCUGUGGAUCAUAAUUCUCUUGUGUGCACUGCGGUUAGCCAUGAUGCGCAGUCAUCUCCAAGCCUAUCUUAAUUUAGCACAGAAAUGUGUGGAUCAAAUGAAAAAGGAAGUUGGCAGAAUAAGUACAGUUGAGCUGCAGAAAAUGGUGGCUAGAGUGUUCUAUUACCUUUGUGUCAUCGCACUUCAGUAUGUGGCCCCUUUGGUUAUGCUGCUUCACAUGACACUGCUGUUGAAAACUUUAGGAAACUAUUCCUGGGGCAUUUAUCCAGAUUCUAAUUCAGAUUCUCUAGUGGAGAACAGCCCACUGAGCAAUUCAGUAAACUCUGAACCUUCAUCUGAUGAUGGAAAGAUGCAGCUAACUGUACUAGAACUAACAAUGGCACUGGGUAACCUGAAGAACAUUUUCACUCCACUCUUGUUCCGAGGACUCUUGUCCUUUCUUACCUGGUGGAUUGCUGCUUGUCUCUUUUCUACAAGUCUUUUUGGGCUGUUCUAUCAUCAGUACCUGACAAUGGCAUGACCCAAUGAAGGCUUAAAGACAGACAUUUAGAAACCUGUGUGCCCCAAAGGGGGCAGAAGGAAAUGAAAGGAAAUACAGCAAAAGAAAACAUAUCAAAGUUUUUUCUUUAAAUACUUCCUUGGAGUUCUCUGGCAAAUGUUUGAAAUCACAAAGGAGUUUUAGAACUGGUUACCUUAAUUGGUGUUGGUGAGUUGUUUUGAAAUACGUCCAAGGACUUUUUGUUUUCAUUAGCUCCAUGUUGCCCAAAAAACAAUUGUGUACUGGCUGACCUUAGUGGUAUUAAGGUACUAGGGUGGUAAUAAUGGCAACAGCUUAGAAAAUGAACUUGCAACUGAGCCAUACAAAGUACUGAGGAAAAUCAUCCUGUUGGAAGAAAAACUGUGGCUUACUGUUUUCCUUAAGAGCAAAUGAAUCCAACAGGACAACACAAAUACUGUAUAUUACAGUAAAGAAAGCUGUGUGGAAUAGAGAUGUUUGUAAAUUAAAAUGCAUGGACUCAGCAGGUAUUCAUGCCAAAGGACUUAUUUACGUGUUACAGUUAAGGGUAUCCAAGUGCAAUAUUGUGUCACUUGAUAUGGAUGAACGUUCAGGGGUGCAUAGUUACUGUAAAUUAAGAACUCUCUCCCCAUUUGAGCACACAUACUUGAAACAAAUCCUUCACAUGUUAGGGUAUCAUAAAGUACUAAGGUCUGAAAAUUUUAUGAUAAUUUAUUGGUGUACCACUCACUCCUGCGCAUUCAUACAUUAAAGUAUACAAUAUGCUGUGGCUUCCUUUUCCAGAGGCAUUAUAUCCCUUAAUGUAAUGUGUCUGAAAGUCCUAAGAGAAGAAUUUUCAUAUUGUAAGAAUAAUAUUAUAAAAUCUAUUGUUUCAGUCUUAACAGUCUUUUUAAAGAUAAUAAAUGGCUAUAUGAA